This is a messenger RNA of Acanthocheilonema viteae, 1797 nucleotides long. NCBI's taxonomy places the organism in Eukaryota, Metazoa, Nematoda, Chromadorea, Rhabditida, Onchocercidae. The record is from the annotation of a GenBank genome assembly.
AUGAAUGAUGAUAUAGCUGAGUCAUACGGUUGUAUGACGGCCGAUUGGUUAAGCGAACAAAUGGCAGAUUUUAUGUAUACAUUUGAAAAUGAUUCCGAUGGGGAGUUUAUCACCAAAGUUUUAUUUGAAGCAAAUAAUCUUUCCAAACAGUACUGCCAGAAAGGUGAAGAUUUCGUUAGUGAAUUGAUUGCAUUUGCAACGAAUCAAAAUCAAAAACAUGUGAAUCUUUCAAUGUUGGAUAGCUUCGAGCAACUGGUUCUGCAAAGAGCUGUUCAAGAUUGCAAGAAUGAAUCAUUCAAUAUCUCCCAUACGAAAAUUUCAUUCAGUGAAAACAGCAAGAAUUCAUGGCCUGAUGAGAGUAAUGUGCCUGACAGUACAAUUAUAGAUUUUUCAAACGAAAAUUUCACUUUGCCCGAGAAAUAUUUGGCUUUUACACCAAUCAGGAAAUCCACAUCUGAUGUCGCAUAUCAAAAUCGCAAAGAUUCGGGCAAAAUUAUCAUGAAAUUCACAGGAAAAAAUUUUACUACAAAAAGAAAUGAUAGAACUAAAGGCAGCAAUGUAUGUAAAGUUAUUGUGGAAAAACUAUAUACUGAUGAUUACAAAAAUUUGUUACAAUAUGGUGCUGAGAAAGAUUUGGAACAGAUUGAAGCACUCAUAUCACGAGUUCAGAAUUUAUGCGAUAUAAUCAAGGAAGAAAACGAAACUGACGAACAAAUGAAUUCAUUAUCGAUGAUAAGAAACGUAUAUUCCGGAUUUAUCGUGAAUGAUGCGGAGGAUCCGUUAGAUGUGUCAAAUUGUUCAUUGCAGUGCACUAAUCAGAGUGCUGAUGUUAUAAAUCUCGAUUUGAGCAAUCUUAAGGCUUAUUCAUUGUUCCCUGGAAAGAUUGUUACACUUCGUGGAUCUUUUGCUGGUGAUAUAUUUAUCCCGGAUGAAAUUUUCGAACCUAAGGAACCAUCCAUUGCACCUCUUAAAAAGCAACCAGGCAUUGAUCUGCUUCAUGUUUGGUGUGCCUGUGGUCCGUUCUCUUCUUCUAAAACUCUCUCUUAUGAACAGCUUUGCGAUUUAGUCGAAUUAGUGAGGAAGGAGCGACCUAAUGUUCUAAUUCUGAUUGGACCGUUCAUUGAUCGAAUGAGUCCAGUAGUGAAGUCACCUCAAUGUUGUUACACAUAUGGCGAUCUUAUGGAUAUGCUUCUUGCAAAAAUUGAUGACGCCUUAUCAGGGACUGAUGUUCAAGUGUUGAUAGUUCCGAACGGAAGAAAAGAUGCUGCACUGCGACCAUCUUUCCCUACUCCACCAUUUCAGUCACUUAAACAGCGAAAGCAACAGUUGAGCAAGAAUAUAGUGCUUUUACCGGAUCCUGCAAUCAUUCGGAUUGCUGGUGUUGAAUUUGCUAUAACAGCAUCGGAAAUCAUCCAGCAUUUAGGGAGAGAUGAAAUAAGUCGUCUAGAUAAUUGUGAAAAUCAGGAUCGAAUGUUUCGACUUGUUCGCGAUUUAUUCAGACAGCGUUCUUUAUACCCGUUAUAUCCCGCAUCUCAUGAUGUUACAUAUCGACUUCGUGAAGCUGUCGAGCGCACAUCACUUUCUGUAAUACCUCACGUCAUUAUUUUGCCGUCGGUACUUGCGCCUACCAUUAAGGUAGUCGCCGACUCAGUAUUUGUGAACACCAAUGCAUUAGUACGCGGAAGUAGUGGUACAUUCAUGAAACUGCAGAUCGAUCUCAAAGAGCUUGAUGAGAGGAAAGAGAAUUCGCAUAUAUCCGUUGCUGAUUUUUGCGAAGUACAAAUUGUUCGGUUGUGA